AUGCUUGCCGCCCGUCCCUGGUCUCCAUGGCUGCGCUGGCUUGUGACGGCGGGGCUGCGCGCGCAGAGGCUCGAAGGGGCUGGGAGGGGCUUCCACAAGGCAACGGUUCGCAUGACUUCAUGCCCGCUGGACGCACGGCGCGGAGGGACGUCGACGAGGCCUGCGGAUGCGGUGAUGGCAAGCUCUAGAGGUGAGCGUCCCAGGGCUCGACGCCAGGCUGGCCCUCGACAACGGUGCAUCGGGAAGGAUCGUUGCGCGUGUGAUGCCCACAGCAAAGCUGCAUUAUCACAGCGCCCUAUUGACAUCCACUGGGACGCCCUGACGGGCGGCCCUGAUGGAGUUGCCCGUGCCGAGACCAUUCGAGCAUUCAUCCAUGAGAGGUUUCAGCAGGUGACGCUGCCGCGCUUCAUCCGUUCCGUCAAGGUCCACUCCUUUGACUUUGGCAGCGUGCCCCCGGAGCUUGAGCUGAAGGACAUCUGCGACCCGCUGCCGGACUUCUACGAGGAGGAUGACGACUAUGGGAGCGAGGAUGAGGAAACCGCCGACCACGUUUCAGCCCAGGUCGAGAGCAUGCACCUCGACCCCCCCAAGUCCUUCAAGGAGCGCCGCCUCAGGGGACUGGAGGUGAAAGACCUCGAUGGCCAAACCCCCCCCGUGCGGACACAUGUUCCGCCGCACGUAGAAACCAGAGGGCCAGGCUUGCGUUCGACGCUGGCACCAGGCGAGCAGCUUGGAAGCCCUCUGAUCUCCAGAGCACCCACUCCCGGCAUCCCAGGCGGAACGUCCAACAUGAGCUACUUCCAUCUCCCUCUUGGAGCUGGUAUCUCGGGUGCCACUACUCCGCUCGCUGCUGUGGCUGGUGCCCAGUAUCAGAGCUGGCCAGACAGCCAUCAUUAUGGUCGGUUCUUACACGAGCACGGCAACCGUCGGCCCGAUGCUACCUCCAUCAGUUCUCUCACCCCUCCCCCCUCAACCGCUGAUCCAGGCUCGCGUCCACCGUCACAGCAUCACAAUGAGCCCACGAGACAUCCAAAAGCUGACACUGAAGAGUCCUCAUCAUCUCACAUACAUCACAAAAGUCCCUCUCCGUCGCCACCACCGCGAAUGAGGGAGAAGAGCGUCAACGACAUGCAGGUUGUCUCACAUGUUAAGUACUCCGGGGACAUCAAAAUCUCUCUCACAGCAGAGAUCUUACUAGACUACCCGAUGCCAAGCUUCGUCGGCAUUCCUUUGAAGCUUAAUAUCACAGGCUUGACUUUUGAUGGCGUGGCCAUUUUGGCAUAUAUCAAAAAGCGGGCGCACUUUUGCUUCCUGUCGCCGGAAGAUGCAGAGUCACUCGUGGGCGGCGAGUCUUCUCUGGACAGCAUGCCUAGCGAUUCACAAUCCUCCGAUCACCCGAGCAUACGGCUCCCCAAAAUUGGUGGUCUACUUGAGCAAAUCAAGGUCGAGAGCGAAAUCGGCCAAAAGGAGAACGGAAAACAGGUUCUCAAGAACGUCGGAAAGGUGGAGAAGUUCAUUCUCGAGCAAGUCAGGCGCAUCUUCGAAGACGAGUUCGUCUACCCAAGCUUUUGGACAUUCCUUGUGUGA
Molecule: messenger RNA, 1587 nt
Organism: Mytilinidion resinicola
Lineage: Eukaryota; Fungi; Ascomycota; Dothideomycetes; Mytilinidiales; Mytilinidiaceae
Exons: 2
Coding region: 1-1587 (528 amino acids)
Biological process (GO): mitochondrion organization; phospholipid transport
Cellular component (GO): ERMES complex
Molecular function (GO): lipid binding
Source: RefSeq, a predicted model, not a curated record